AGUUGUGCACACACACGCACACUCCCACACACAGACACACACACACGGCUCACAAAACAUGACAAGCCCUGCUGGAUCCAAUGAUCUAAUAUUCUUUGUUAAUGGGAGGAAGAUUCUUGAGAAAAAUGCUGACCCGGAGGCCUUGCUUUUGCCGUACCUGCGCAAAAGGCUUCUCCUUACUGGAACUAAGUACGGAUGUGGAGGUGGAGGGUGCGGAGCCUGCACUGUGAUGGUGUCAGUCAUUCAUCCAGUUACCAAGAAGAUUAUCCAUUACUCAGCAAACGCCUGCCUGCUGCCGGUAUGUUGUCUACACGGGGCUGCUAUCACCACGGUGGAGGGAAUUGGGAGCACAACCACAAGAGUGCACCCAGUGCAGGAAAGGAUCGCAAAAGCUCACGGGUCUCAGUGCGGGUUCUGUACACCUGGAAUGGUGAUGUCCAUGUACUCACUGCUGAGGAACCAUCCGGAACCCACCAUGCAGCAGAUACACGACGCAUUGGGAGGUAACCUGUGCCGUUGCACUGGAUACAGACCGAUCAUCGAUGGAUGCAGAACCUUCUGUAAUAAAACAGAUUGCUGCCAGCUGAAGGCAAAUGGAACUUGCUCUGAGAAUGGAGACACAAGCCUGAGGAAUGGUGUAAAUGGGCUGGACGAAACGCACAACUCUACUUCAGCAGAUAUUUGUACAGGAUUGUUCCAGGAAGACAGUUUCGUGCCUCUAGACCCAACACAAGAGCUGAUUUUCCCACCACAACUCAUAUUGCUGAAUAACGAAAGCCAGAGGACUCUGACGUUUCGAGGGGAGCGCAUGACGUGGAUCUCGCCCGCCAAUCUCCAAGAACUGCUGCAACUGAAAGUACAAUAUCCAAAGGCUCCACUUGUCGUGGGAAACACUAUAGUAGGUCCAGAAAUGAAAUUCCGAGGAGUUUUUCAUCCAGUCAUUAUCUUCCCUGUAAGAGUUGUGGACCUCAAUCUUGUGACUGAGAAUGAUUCAGGAAUAACAUUGGGAGCCGCCUGCAGCCUGACAGUACUGAAAGACACAUUGAGUGAAGCUGUCUCUCGUCUGCCGGAGGAGAAGACUAAACUGUUCUGUGCCCUCUUGCAGCAGCUCUCCACCCUGGCAGGGGCACAGAUCCGGAACACGGCUUCUGUAGGUGGAAACAUCAUAAGCCGGUCUACAACAUCCGACCUGAACCCUGUCCUGGCUGCAGGAGGAUGUCUGCUCAAUUUAGCUUCAGCAGAUGGUGUUCGGCAAGUUCCUUUGGAUGAGACUUUCUUUGCCGCGUCUGGAAGCUCUUUCCCCAGAGCUGAAGAAAUCUUGGUAUCUGUGCAUAUACCAUAUUCCAGGAAAGGAGAUCAUGUGUCGGCUUUGCGACUAGCUCAGCGUCGAGAGAAUGCUUUGCCCAUUGUCACUGCUGGAAUGAAAGUCCAGUUUGAAGAUUCUACAGAUAUUAUUAAAGCCAUUAGUAUAUACUAUGGGGGAGUUGGAGCAAGCACUGUUUCUGCAAAGGCCACCAGUCAAGCACUGGUUGGAAGGCACUGGGAAGAGGACAUGCUAAGUGAAGCCUGCCGGCUGAUUCUGGACGAGGUGUCGCUCCCCCCUUCUGCUCCUGGCGGGAUGGUGGAAUAUAAGAGAACAUUGACGAUCAGCUUCCUAUUUAAAUUCUAUCUGGAAGUGCUGCAGGCGCUGAACAAGAUGGGUCCCAGUAAUCCAGAUAUCAGUGCUUUGCAGCAAUUCCAGUCCUCACCUCAUGAACACAACCAGACAUACCAGAAUGUGCCUGAAGACCAGCCCACAAUCGAUCCAGUUGGGCGACCUAUUAUGCAUAAGUCUGGCGUCAAACACGCCACCGGGGAAGCGGUGUACACGGAUGACAUGCCAUGUGAGGACGGAGAACUCUUUCUGAGAUUUGUCACCAGCUCCAGAGCUCAUGCUAAGAUUGUAUCUCUGGACUUUUCGGAAGCUCUGGCCCAGCCUGGAGUAUAUGAUGUAAUAACAGCUGAUGACAUUCCCGGCAAGAGUGACAGUACACUGGAUGAAGCACCGCCAAUGUUGGCCCAUGGAAAGGUGUUCUGUGUGGGGCAGCUCAUCUGUGCAGUGCUGGCUGACACACCCGCUCGGGCAAAGACAGCUGCUGCCAAAGUGAAAAUCGUCUAUGAGAAUGUGGAACCUGUUAUUCUCACAAUGGAGGAAGCUAUUAAUAACAACUCAUUCUAUCAACCAAUAAGGCAGCUGGAGGUGGGGAGUGUGGAAGAAGCUUUUCAGACGGCCGACCAGGUUCAUGAAGGUGAAAUCUACAUAGGCGGCCAGGAACAUUUCUACAUGGAAACCCAUAGUAUCCGGGCUGUGCCUAAGGGAGAGGAUGGGGAAAUGGAUAUGUACCUGGCUACGCAGGAUCCAACACACGCCCAGGACCUUGUGUGUACCGUGCUGAAUGUUCCCUCCAACCGGGUUGCAUGUCACGUGAAGAGAAUUGGAGGGGCUUUUGGAGGAAAAGCAACAAAAGUCGGUUAUCUCGCAGCAAUCACGGCAGUGGCUGCAAAAAAGACAAAGCGGGCGGUUCGCUGCGUUCUGGAGCGCGGUGAUGACAUGUUAGUCACAGGAGGACGUCAUCCAUACCUCGGUAAAUAUAAAGUGGGCUUUAUGAAUGAUGGUCGUGUUACUGCCUUGGAUGUGUCUUACUACAAUAACGCCGGAUCUACUUCUGAUGACUCGGUCCUUGUGGUAGAGAUUGGCUUAAUUAAUAUGGACAAUGCCUACAAAAUACCUAACCUGAGAGUCAAAGGAACUGCCUGCAAGACCAACCUACCAUCAAACACCGCCUUCCGAGGCUUCGGGUACCCACAGUCUGGAUUUGUGACUGAAACAUGGAUGAGUGAAGUCGCUGUUAAGACCGGGCUGCCACCUGAGAAGGUGAGGGAGAUAAACCUGCACCGGGGAAUCGGCCAGACACACUUGAAACAGGAGAUAGACGCCAGAACCCUGAUCAUGUGCUGGAAUGAAUGCAUGGAGAAGGCCUCUUACAACAACAGGCGGUUGGCCAUUGAGGAAUUCAAUAAACAGAGUUACUGGAAGAAGAAGGGACUGGCCAUCAUCCCCAUGAAAUUCCCCAUUGGCUCUAUAGUGAAAUUCUUUGGCCAGGCGGCGGCUCUCGUUCACGUCUACUUGGAUGGCUCCGUGUUGGUCAGUCACGGUGGAGUGGAGAUGGGACAAGGUGUUCACACUAAGAUUAUGCAGAUUGCAAGCCGAGAAUUGGAGAUCCCCAUUUCAGAUGUACAUGUUUGUGAGACCAACACAAGUGCUGUCCCCAACACCAUGCCUUCUGGGGGCUCCUUAGGGACCGAUGUCAAUGGAAUGGCAGUAAAGAUUGCCUGUCAAACUCUCAUCAAGCGCCUGGAACCUAUUAAAGAGGCGAAUCCUAAAGGCUCAUGGAAAGACUGGGUACGGGAUGCGUUUCUGCAGUCCAUUAGCCUUUCCGCCACUGGGUAUUUCAGGGGAUUUGGCCGAGAAAUGAACUGGGAAAAAGGAGAGGGUGACCCAGCUCACUACUUUGUGUUUGGAGUUGCGUGUUCUGAGGUUGAAAUAGACUGUCUGACCGGAGACCACAAGAACCUCCGGACAGACAUCGUCAUGGACAUCGGCUGCAGUAUCAAUCCGGCCGUGGACAUAGGACAGAUUGAAGGAGCUUUUGUGCAAGGCCUUGGAUUAUUCACCAUUGAGGAGCUGAAGUUCUCUCCGCAGGGAGUCCUGUACACCCGCGGCCCGGCUCAGUAUAAGAUCCCUGCUGUCUGCGAUGUCCCUGAGCAGUUCUAUGUGUCUCUGCUCACCAACGUACCCAACCCACAUGCCAUAUAUUCUUCCAAGGGUGUUGGGGAACCGUCUUUGUUCCUGGGCUGCUCCGUCUAUUUUGCCAUAAAAGAUGCUCUGACCUAUGCCCGGAAAGAAAGAGGGAUGUCCGAUCUUUUUACUCUGAACAGCCCAGCGACCCCAGAGAAGAUCAGGAUGGCUUGUGGAGACCGCUUCACCGACAUGAUUCCCAGAGAUGCACCCGGAACAUAUGUCCCUUGGGCCAUCAACAUAUGAAGAAAUACUCCUGGAUGCACGGGCGCCCAAGAUCCCACUGGAGAAUAUGCGUUGAUGUUCUCCUGUCCUUAUGUAGGAAGAGCACAGUAAAAUGAACUGAUGGCAUUUUAAUAAUAUUAAUAAUAAUAAUAAUCUGAGAAGGCUAAUUACUAUUCCGUAUAAAUCUGAUGUUUUAUGAGCACUUUUUCUUCUGGCUUCAGGUUUAUAGAGAUUGAGCGAUUUCCCCUCUAAGACCUCAUGACGUUAACAACCCAUUAGCAGAUUAUGCUAAGAGGGGCUGGGUGGGAACAAAGCCUUCCCUAUAUCUGGAUUUGUAGGAAGGUUACAAAGCUGUCACCACUGACGCAUAUUGCACACAUCAAAGGGUUUACAGACGCUCGCAGGGGGCCUGAAGUUGAGUUGAAUGUGAGUCGGCUAUAGUCUGCUCCUAGAUUGCGUGCACAAAAAAAAAUGAGCAUAUUUGCCCCUAUACAGAGUUGUACGUGUCUCCGGGGUGCACCCGUCCUGUCUUCAUCAAUUAUAUGCUUGGGAACAUUCAGUAUAUCCAACUUCGCAAAGCCCUAAUUCCGUCAACACGCAUGAGAAUGACCCUUUUACAACCUCAUUACGCCGAUUCAGUUGGUAAGCUUGCUUUACAUACAACUCUACAUCACCCUGUACUUGCGUACUAUCGGUUCCAGGGCACGCACGGGGCGCAAACAUGCAAAACACACUUUGCCCAUCCCGGCAUCAUGCCUUAAGUAAAAGACAGGAGUCUUCAGCCGCCGAUUUCGAUGUCUUCAUGCUUCUGUUCUUCUGGCUCUGCGAGGGGGACGGCGGCGCGGCUCCGGGAAUGGACGAUCAAGGUUAGGUACCUGUGUUCGAUCCCUCUGGAGCUAAUGGUGUCCAGUAGCCUAAGAAGCGAUACCUAGCUGCCGUGAGUAGGUUUGCUUCUCUCCCCUCAGUCCCUCGUAGCAGAGAGUCUGUUGCCAGCAGAAGCUCUCUGAAAAUAAAAAACCUAACAAAAUACUUUCUUUUCUAGCAAGCUCAGGAGAGCCCACUAGGAGCACCCAGCUCGGCCGGGCACAGAUUCUAACUGAGGUCUGGAGGAGGGGCAUAGAGGGAGGAGCCAGUGCACACCAGAUAGUACUAAAUCUUUCUUUAGAGUGCCCAGUCUCCUGCGGAGCCCGCUAUUCCCCAUGGUCCUUACGGAGUCCCCAGCAUCCACUAGGACGUUAGAGAAAUAUAGCAUUUCACCCAAGCAGGUUUGUUUUGCCUUUUAAGUGAUUGCCCCUUUAAAACAACGGGCAGAAUCGCCGGGAACUUGCAGAUGCAUGCAUAGUGCAGUCUAUAACGUUCUCCCGCGUAAGCCUACCUAUGUCUCGCUGCACAGCCUGUACAUGUUCUAGUAGAAGACUUUCUGAAAAUCUGGAUAAACAUUAUUCAUUCUCUUGGUGCAUGUAAAGGUUUCUACUAUAUUGAACAUAUUAAUAUUUUAUAACAGACAUGGUGCUCCAGCCAAUCAGCUCCUGUCAUUGUUCAAACACAUGACAGUUAGGAGUGGAUUGGCUGGAGCAUUAUUCAACAUAUGUAGCAAGUGAUAACAAGAAUAUCUGCAAUUAAAGUGUUGCUCCAUUCGGCCGCGCACAUCCACGUGCGCUGACAUUACUGUGAUGUCGUUCCGUCAUUUUGAAGGGCUGGUAACUAGUUUAGAUUAUUCCUCAAUGGAGAGAUCGAAAAUCUGCCAUCUAAAAAAAAAAGACGGUAAAACUUUAUGGCGAAUUAUGUUUUAGAAAUGAGCGUGAAGGCGAUUUUACCUUAGCCUGGGUUAUAUGUACAGCUAGACACAGUAGUCUUGUGUCUAUACACAGCUCAAGGCUGGGAUCCUAAUUAUUCAAAUUAUAACCAGUUCCUCACAUUAAAAAAUCAGUUUUUCAACCACACCUCUGUAAGAUGAUCGGGCAGGGUGAUCGUCACUUUCUUUUCCAUGUCACUCUGUACAGUAAUGCACAGCGCUGCAUAAUUCUAUAUAUCAGGAUAUAAUAAUACAUAUUUCUUGCACAGUUCCUGCAUGGCUAGGCUGGUAACCAUGCUAUGGUAGGGCUGGCAAUCGACCACCAUUGGCUAGCAAAUACCGAUGGUUUGCUGUCGAUGUGUGCAGUCCGAUGUUUCUCCGGCUUCAGUGGCAGGGAUCUGAUAUCUGAUAUUUUUUUAUCGAACGUGCUAAUCCCUCCCCCUAUUGAACAUUUCAAAGCCCCAGCCUCAUCCGAUUGGCUCCCCGCUUCACGUGAAGCUGCUAGGAUGCUCAUUGUGCAAAUUAUCAAUGAUGCCAUCGAUAGAGACAAUCAAUGGUUAACCAUUCGAUGGACAACCCUAGCCUGCGGGUACAAAGUGUAUAAUGUAAGUGUUGUAUAUGCACUUUCUAGUGCAGUAGUCAUUCAGUGGGAGUUGGAUUAUAAGACUCAGCAUCAGGUUGUUUAGUUUAAAGACAGGACACAAAUGCACAGAUACAAAAGGUGAACAUCCUAAUGUAAGAAAAGGGAGAUCUCUUGUAUCAUUCGAAGGCUGCCCUCCCAUAGACUUAUACACGCUGCCUGAAUAUGGGCCUGAUGCACAGUUUUAGGAACACAUUUUAAAAAUAGAAGCAAACACAGAGUAAUUUGCUCCUGGAACAAACCCUACUGCAAUACAAAGGGUGCAGAUAUGCAAAUGCAUGUAUUAUGUUUGCAUGCAGGGAAAAUACUGGCUGUUUCUGCAUGUAGCGAGUAAAUACUGGCCAGCUUUGUUUUUACACUGAAAUAUAAAAUUGAGCUGAGUCACCCCCCCACCCCCACCCCCACCCCUCCCAACUGUAACUCUUUGCACAUAUUACAUCUGCCCCACCUGCAGUGCAGCUUGGUGUUACCAAGGUGGAAAUUGCUCCAUUCUUCUUCAGGGUCCAUAGGGAUCCACAGGGAUACCAUGGGGUGUCGGUGGCUGGAGCGGGCCGGCCCCAAACUUGGGUUUUAACUUACAUAUAGGGUUUGUUUUUUUUUAAAUUGUAUUUCUAAGCUUUUGCUUAUUACCUUUUUAAAGCACUUAUGACUAUAAUUAACUCCGGUUUUCAAAAAUAGACACGGCUCUUAAUUCCGAUUUGUAUUCUUGUCUAGUGCCUUCACGUGACAUUUAUGGUAAUAUUCAAGUGCAUUGUGUGAAAAAUAAUCCCGUCAUAAAUAAUAACUGAUAACCAUCUCUUAUCAUAUGUAACCUGUAAUUACUCCCCUGCAAAAAUAGAUUGGGGAAUAUGUAUCUAAUUAAUCAUUCAGGUCCUUGGCAAAAUAACAGUCUUGAUGACAAUUUUCUUCCAUUGAUUUCUAUUGUUGCAGCAUGUUCAUUUGUAUGCAAAUGCUGGUUGGUACAUUAAUAUUAAAAUGGGUUUGGUUCUUA
Molecule: messenger RNA, 7489 nt
Organism: Pseudophryne corroboree (corroboree frog)
Lineage: Eukaryota; Metazoa; Chordata; Amphibia; Anura; Myobatrachidae
Product: aldehyde oxidase-like
Exons: 35
Coding region: 59-4084 (1341 amino acids)
Molecular function (GO): FAD binding; aldehyde oxidase activity; iron ion binding
Source: RefSeq, a predicted model, not a curated record